AUUGCUCAUUUUUUCAACAAAAAAACUGGGAAACGGGGCAUCAGAUACACCGGAGCCCACCCAAAGAGGACUCAGCUACCGCAAGAGGGGCGAUGUGUUUCCAUGACGACGGCUCUCACCCGGCGCGGCCUUGCCGCUGCGGCGCGGAGUUUAGUACUUCCGGCUGCACACAUUGGCACUUCCGUCUGCUCGGGACACCUCCGGGCAGAGUUUUGACAACUGGGGGUUUCAGGGGCGGUUGGUUUUGUUUGCAGACAUGGCGCAUUGGAACAAGUUCGAAAAGGAUUUGAAGAGUCUGAUCCGGCAGGUCACUGGGCUGCCGGAAGAGAAUCCCGAGUUCCAGAUCGCACUGCAGUACGCCUGGUCUAAUGUCAGAUUCCAUCAGUUUCUUGAUGUUGACAGCAACAAAAUAAUGCGCGUGAUUGAUGGUAUUCAUGAAAAGCUGACAAUUCAUUCAGAGCUCCCUAAAGCUGUAAGCUGGCGGAGGCUAACAGAGGAAUUUUUAGAGUUGCCCCUGGAGACCAUUGAAGGAACAAAGACUAAGGAACACUAUGCAAUAUUAUCUCUCUUGCUUGCCCUUUCUGAUUCACCUUCCAAUUCUCAAUAUGCUGAGAAACGAAGAAAGAAGGAAGAGGUAAAACAUGAUGAUUUUGACUGGGGGAAAUACCUGAUGGAAGGUGAAGAAAUUGAUAUUGGCCCUUAUCCAGACACUCCAGAAUGGUCCGAAGAAGAAAGUGAAGAAGACCUCCAAGAGUCCCUGAGCAGAGAGGACUCAGGUAUUCAGGUUGAUAAAACACCACCAGAAGAACAAGCACACAUGAAGAAAACAGGGCCCCAUGUCUCUUUAAAAGUCAAUGAACCAGAAAUACAGUUGUGGUUGGAGCAGCACGUGGUCACCCAAUAUUGGACAAACAAGUCAUCUAAGUUUAGUCACAGCUUUCAUCUACAUUCCAAUUUAGCAGCUGUCUGGGAGCAGCACUUAUACAAUUCUGAUCCGCUAUAUUAUUCAGAUGAAAGAACACUUGUUACAGAAGCCCAAGUUAUACGAGAAACAUUGUGGUUGCUGUCAGGAGUUAAUAAACUUUUCAUGUAUACAUUGCAUGAUGGGAAAAUAUCAGUGAGAACUGACAUCAUGGUAGCUCAUCUGACCCAGAAUUGUCUGAGAGCAGUAUUGGAACAGGUAGCAGCAUAUGGACAGGUUGUUUUCAGGCUCCAAAAAUUCAUGGAUGAAGUUAUUGGGCACAGCACUGAAAGUUAUACACUUGGAGCUGUACCUACAUCGAGAAAGUUUACUGAGCCGCCCUUCCGAACAUAUCAGUCUUUUGUGUGGGCCCUGUAUAAAUAUUUUAUUAACUUCAAAGAAGAACUUGUCAGCAUUGAGAAGUGCAUGAUAACUAAAGAUGAGACGGUUACCCUAGCAGCAGUACUUGAGAAACUGGCUCCUCGGUUGUCACAACUUAAGAUGCUUCAACGAGUAUUCAGUACAGGAGUAGCAGAGGUUCCACCUGACACUCCGAAUGUAAUAAGAGCUUCCCAUUUACUUAAUACACUGUAUAAAGCUAUUAUUGAAUAUGACAGUGUAGGAGAAGCCGCUGAACAGACGGUGUCUCUUCUUUUUUCUUUGUGGGUGGAAACUGUAAGGCCAUAUCUGGAAAUUGUGGAUGAGUGGAUAGUCCAUGGAAAUCUGUCUGACCCUGCAAAAGAAUUCAUCAUCCAGAGAAACAAGGAUGUCCCAGUGAAUCAUAGAGAUUUCUGGCAUUCUACUUGUACGUUGUUUAGCGUGUCUGAAAAGACUGGAAUUGAUGAAAACACAAAUGAUGGCGCAGGCAGCAGUGGCACCAUUGAUCAAGAAAAUUCCAGUAAACAACACACAAUGGUCUCCUUCCUGAAGCCAGUGCUUAAGCAGAUUAUUAUGGCUGGCAAAUCAAUGCAGCUACUCAAGAACCUGGAAAGUAAGGACAACCAAGGCCAACCAAUGGAAAACACUCACCGAGAUGCAGAAAGAAAAAGUUUGUAUGCACUGUUCCUGGAGUCACUUCAAUCCCGCCUUCGUUAUGGAGAGGGUGCUGAAUCCUGUGAACAUGCAGUUCCAGAGCAACAAGCUACUAAAGAAAGCUUGAUCAAGGUGCAGUCUAUAGUUGCUCGGCACCUUGAGCUUGAUGAUGUUCACGAUCCUUUAUUAGCUAUAACUUUUGCAAGGUUAUACAUGGAACAAAAUGAUUUCCAUGAAAGAUUCAGCAGUGGCGAUGUCAAUGUGGAUAGAUCCUCUGAAUCAGUGACCUGCCAGGCAUUCGAGCUCACGCUUCGCUCGUGUUUGUAUCCUCACAUUGAGAAACGGUACCUGGAAUGUUGUGGAAAAUUAAUGCAAACCCUAAAGACAGAUUACAAGCUUGUGGAAUAUCUUCAAGCCAUGAGAAAUUUCUUUCUGUUGGAAGCUGGAGAGACCAUGUAUGACUUCUAUGUAGCUAUUUUUGAUAAAGUAAAGGAGAAAGAAUCCUGGCAACACUUGUCAUUUUUAAAUGCCCGGUUACAAGAAGCAGUUGGACAACGCUAUCCUGAAGAUAGCUCUAGGUUGUCCAUUUAUUUAGAGAAUAUUGACAUCGUCAAAAAGAGACUUCCUGUGCAUUCUAUUGAUGGUCUGACAUUGAGCUACAAGGUUCCUUGGCCUGUUGAUAUUGUUAUCAGUUCAGAAUGCCAGAAGAUCUAUAACCAAGUGUUCAUACUUUUGCUGCAAAUUAAAUGGGCUAAAUACAGUCUUGAUGUUCUGAGGUUUGAUGAAUGUGAUGAAGCUUAUGAUAAACCACAAGCAACUCUACUGAAGGAUUCCAGUUGGUCAUUUCAAAUGCAGAAGACAUCUGUCAGACAACAAAUUCACAGGAUGUUUCUGCUUAGAGUUAAACUCAUGCACUUUGUCAACAGCCUACAUAAUUAUAUAAUGACUAGGAUAUUACAUAGUACAGGUCUGGAGUUUCAGCACCAAAUUGAGGAAGCUAAAGAUCUGGACCAACUGAUAAAAAUUCAUUAUAGAUAUCUAUCCACAAUUUAUGAUCGUUGUUUACUGCGGGAAAAGAUAAGCUUUGUGAAGGAAGCGAUCAUGAAAGUUUUGAAUUUAGUUCUAAUGUUUGCAGAUCGUUGGCAAUCUAGUUUAGGAGUUUCAAAGAUUGAGUCUAUUGAGAAAAUGGAAUCUGACUUCAAAAACUGCCACAUGUUUCUGGUGACAGUACUAAACAAGGCUGUUUGUAGAGGAUCAUUUCCUCACUUGGAAUCCUUGGCAUUAUCCUUAAUGGCAGGAAUGGAACAAAGUUAACGGUGGUUAUCAGGAAGACACUUUGACAAAGCAUUGCAUCAGAUUAUUUGCAUUCCCAUUGCGUAACACCUAAGGUCAUCAGACUGCCGUGUGGAACCCUUUGAAAUAAAGUUCAUAAAGUUGUGCUUGUUACUACCCUCAGUGGCAGCUGGUUACACAAAAGUACCUUCUAACUGUGAUGCCAUCCAAGAACGGUGGCUGUUAUUUAACAACACAUGACAGAGUCCUUUCAAAAACAAAUUCAAAAUGUAGGAACAUGUGCUUCCAAUGAUUGGAUGGCUGUUGAGUGGUAUUAAGUUAUAAAGUAACCUUACGAACUGAUGCUAACUGUGCAAUCAUUUUCAGUAAUGUUAAUGUAGUCUCAGUGAGACGGGUACCUAUUUAAUAUUCAUUUCAUUGUCUAUAAGUGUUUAUUCUGUAAAAAAAAAAACAAAAAUUCUGGCUUGUACCUACUAAAUAAAGCUAAUGUAAAGUUAAUCAAAGGCCGAUCAGACAAAGGAAGAAUCCGCAUUAACUAAGCUGUGUUAUGGUCAUUGUGUCAAUUUAUGCAAAUCUCAGCAGAUGAGAUUUUAGACUUUUAAUAAUUAGAAACAUUUUGGGUUCAAAAUGAAAGGUUGGCCCUGUUAAUUUGUGUAGGUGACUUGUGAUUUUAUUGAUAGCUGUUGAAAAUGCAAAAGUCAGCAACUUUAAAAAAAAGAGUUGCAGUGAAUGUUGGGGGGAAACAUAGAAUAUUACAGCACAGUACAGGCCCUUCGGCCCACUAUGUUGUGCCAACAUUUUAUCCUGCUCUAAGAACUAUCUAACCCUUCCCUCCCACAUAGCCCUCCAUUUUUCUUCAUUUAUGUGUCUUUCUCAGAGUCUUUUAAGUGUCCCUAAAGUAUCUGCUCCCACAACCUCUGCCGGCAGUGCAUUCCACGCACCCACUGCUCUCUGUGUAAAAAAAAAAGCUUACCUCUAACAUCCUCCUUGUAUCUUCCUCUAAUCACCUUAAAAUUAUGCCCCCUCGUGUUAGCCAUUUUCACCCUGGGAAGAAGUCUCUGACUGUCCACCCAAUCUGUGUCUCUUAUCAUCUUGUACAGCUCUAUCAAGUCACCUCUCAUCCUCCUCCUCUCCAAAGAGAAAAGCCCUGGCUCACUCAACCUAUCCUCAUAAGACAUGCUCUCCAAUCCAGGCAGCAUCCUUGGGAUAGCAAUAGAUAGGACAAAAGAGAAUGUUUGUAAUGGGGUGAGACGAGGUCAAAUGAGUUACUGGUGGCAGUUGGAUGGUGAUUACGCUACUUUGUGUUAUGGUUGCUAAUGUCAGACCUGUAGGACAUGCCCAACUGUUCAAGCUAACUAAGGAACUGAGGCGUGUUGUCCUGCCACAGCUAUUUCUCUUUCCUAUUUAUCCCCCCCCCACUUCCCUGCAAGUUAAAACUAACUUGUUUUUUCUCUCUUUCCCAGUUCUGACAGAGACUGUUUGACUUGAAACAAUAACUCUGUUUCUCUUUCCACGGGUGCAUGUUUCCAGCAUUUUCUGUUUUUUGUUUAUGUAUUUCCAGCAUCUGCAGUUUUAUUGAUUUUCAUUUAGAAACAAAUGAGAAUCUUUUAGUUUUUUUUUAACCAGAAAAAGUUAAGUGACAGCAUACACACGCAUUCACCAGAAUUCAGCUGUGUAGAAUUGCAAAUGUCAUUUGGCCUGUUUACACUUUCACAAGAGUUGAUGUGUUAGUCACAGGGGAACUGAAACUGCUCUGCUUUUCACAAAAUUAAAACAAAACUAUAUACUAUAAAUCUCUCAAAUCUUUCUCCCUCACUAGGUUAAAAAAUAUUUAAAAUGAUACAUAAACAUUUUGUUGAUCAUCAAAGAAUUUUUGAUGGAGAAGGAGAGUUGUUUCUGCUUUUGAGUUCAUAGAUUCAAAUUAGCAUUUCUAUUUUCUGCUCUAUGGGUUGCUCUCUGAGUUCAAUGCUGCCUUUUGUGGUUUUAAGUCAGAUGGAAAGGGACAGUUGCAAAAUUAGUACUGGACAAAAUUGUACAUUAAACAAUCUGUCCAAAAAAUUAUUAAUGCAAAAUGUUAUUUAUGUUUCUCUCCUUGUGGUGCAUGCUGGUAAAAAUGUCCAGCAUGUUGUAUUAAGUUUUGAUGCCUGGAAGAUGAAUGAUCUACAUUUACAGGUUUGUGUCUUUUAAUGGAAACAGCUUUAACUGUAAUUAGGUGUAAUUUAUAGUGGUUAAUUAAUCUACCAGCAGGUUUUUGGGAUGUGGGAGGAAGCUGGAACACCAAAAGGAAAUCCACAUGGUCAUGGAGGAAACAUGCAAACUCUGUACAGAGCACCCAAGGUCAGGAUUGAAUCCAGGUACCUGGGGCUGUGAAGUAGCAGCACUAACUGCUGCACUACCAUGUCGCCUAACCACUCAAAUUAAUUAACUUUUCUCAUUUUCCUGUAGGAUUGAUUAGUAGCUGAAGGCCUCCUAUUUUGGAUUUUCUCAUGAAAAUAUUCUCUUCACAACACUUAUAAUAAUUCUGAAGAUCUCCAUCAUGUGUCCUACAAGUCUUCUAUUUUCUGAAGUAAAUGUCGCAACCUGUUCCCAAUGGGUGUAAUUUCUUUGUUUUGGUACCAUCCAGUAAAUCUUGUUUGCACUUUCACCAAACUCCAGAUUCAUUUUUAAUAUGGAGACCUGAGCAAUGCACAGAAUUGUAAAGCUCAGCCUUACUCAAGUUCGGUAUAUCUUUGCUGCUGAUUGUAACAGAACAAAAAUUGCUGGAAGAACUCAGCUAGUGAAGUAGCAUCUGUGGAAAGAAUAAAGGGAUUACAGUUUUCAAAACAGAGCUGGGGCCAAGACAAUGGAGAUAGCCAUGGUAUAACAGAGGUGGACUUUAAAGAGAUGUUGAUAUAAGGGUAAUGGCAAAUAAGUUGGAUGCAUAAACUCCAUGAGUUACCAUGUCUCAAUUAGUAAUUUAAAUUGAGGCCUUUUGAAAUCAACAAUACAACCAAUAUAUCAAAAUCAAUGUAAACUUUAUAUGUGAUAGGCUUCAAAUUCUACAGAGCAGAGUCACAUAAUGAGUAAAAAUGGCUCAUUACUUUCUGCUAGGAAACUAUUUAGCAAAGGACAUGGCAAUUGCCUUUCAAGGAAACUAUAUCCUACUGAUAAUUUUCCAUGGAGGAUUUUUUGCCUUCCACCUUUUAGGCAGUGAUUCAUUUUGUUUUCUUAUUCCCAUGCAAUGUGAAUGUAAACAUUUCUGCACUAUUUGUAUUCCUUCCUUUUCUGACAUUAAUUUGCACAUUGAUUGGACAAUGUUUCUCUUCCUGCUGCCUAAUGUUUAAGAGGAUGUACGUAUUUUAUCAUGCAGUAAAUAUUUUUGUCGUUGGCCAAUCAUUUCUCCCUGGAACCUUUGUAGGUCUUAAAUUUGUCCUUGUGUAUUUCUUCAGCAUCUCUGUAUCAGUUCUGCUUCCUGCUUCCCAUUCACUUUGAUGUUCUCACACUGGCCAAAAAGUAGGAAAUCUGAAAUAAAAACAUGCAGGGAAAUCAGACAGCAUCUGUGGAGAGAGAAACGGAUAAUGUUUCAGGUAAAUGACCUUUCAUCAAAGUUCCCCGCUGUACCAAGUCAAAAAAAAUGUUGGACUAUCUCGUUUAUACAGCAGGGAAGAAUGUUUCAGACGUUUUCUUUUCACAGCCUUUUGAUUUAAUUUGCUAAAACUUGGUUGUUACAAUAUAAAGCUGAAAAUUAGAUUAACGCACUGUCACAUUUAUUGGUAUUGGUUUAUUAUUG
Molecule: messenger RNA, 7055 nt
Organism: Pristis pectinata (smalltooth sawfish)
Lineage: Eukaryota; Metazoa; Chordata; Chondrichthyes; Rhinopristiformes; Pristidae
Gene: tubgcp5
Product: tubulin, gamma complex associated protein 5
Exons: 23
Coding region: 257-3307 (1016 amino acids)
Biological process (GO): microtubule nucleation; meiotic cell cycle; mitotic cell cycle
Cellular component (GO): equatorial microtubule organizing center; spindle pole; centrosome
Molecular function (GO): microtubule minus-end binding; gamma-tubulin binding
Source: RefSeq, a predicted model, not a curated record